AUGUCUCUCCCGAUUAUCGACAUCGGCCCCUUCCUCAAGUCUUCGGAUCCAUCAGUCCGUGAGGCGACUGCAGCUGAAAUACACAGCGCCUGCUUGAACUACGGCUUCUUCUAUUUGAACAUAUCUGCCUACGCCGACCCGUCCGAGCCAGAGGAACUUACAACAUUGGCCCGAAGCUUCUUCUCCUUAGCUCAGGAAGAGAAAGAUAAGAUUUCACUGGGCAGCAAUGACAAAGCUAGAGGCUACGCGCGUUUGAAGGAGAAUGUAACCAACGGUAAAGCAGACAACCAUGAAGGAAUCGAUUUCUAUCGUCCGGUUGAGAAUCCUGAUAAAUCUAAACCACUCUGGGGGGAGAAUUUAUGGCCGACGAUCCCUGCGUUCAAAGAGAAAUACGAGCAAUGGAUAGGGAAGAUGAAGGCACUUGGCCUGAUUGUGAUGGAAGCGAUGGCCCUUGGAUUGGGCAUGACUCCGGAUGAAUGGCAGCAACUACGGGGUCAGGUCGAUGACAGUUUCUGGGUUAUGCGGAUCAUAGGAUAUCCUCCACUUCCUACCGACCACGAUGGCUUUUCAUGCGGUGCCCAUCGAGACUACGGUUGCCUCACGUUCUUGUAUGCAGACCCCACACCGAACGCGCUCCAGGUCUUCCUCCCCAAGCGGGCUGCAGAAAUCAUCAAUGGCACCAGUUCUAUCACAAACGGUUUGCCCUCCGAAGAAGGAGGUGAAGAGGGUGUCUGGAUAACGGCCGAUCCGAUACCCGGGUGUGUGGUAUGCAACAUUGGGGAAAUGUGGGAGAUUUGGACCAACGGAUUGUACCGCUCGACGUUGCACCGAGUGAUACACAGGAGCUCCAACUACCGGAUCCCUUUCUUCUUCGAGCCCAACUUCGACGCCAAUAUCAGCCCUUUAGCAGCAGCCGCUCGUAUCAAAUCAGCCCAGCCAUCUACGGUUCCCAACGGCGAGACCAAGGAAUACAAACCCGUUGUAUAUGGCAAGUUCUUGUUGGGUAAAGUCACGAACAACUUUGCAGGAGGAAGCAAAUAUGAUUAG
Molecule: messenger RNA, 1047 nt
Organism: Pleurotus ostreatus (oyster mushroom)
Lineage: Eukaryota; Fungi; Basidiomycota; Agaricomycetes; Agaricales; Pleurotaceae
Exons: 8
Coding region: 1-1047 (348 amino acids)
Molecular function (GO): dioxygenase activity
Source: RefSeq, a predicted model, not a curated record